Empidonax traillii (willow flycatcher) is the source of this 1285-nucleotide messenger RNA. RefSeq names its product forkhead box D1 (gene FOXD1). The transcript has a single exon. Gene Ontology annotation, molecular function: RNA polymerase II cis-regulatory region sequence-specific DNA binding; DNA-binding transcription factor activity, RNA polymerase II-specific. The coding region runs from base 20 to 1285 and encodes 421 amino acids. The record is from RefSeq and is a predicted model, not a curated record. NCBI's taxonomy places the organism in Eukaryota, Metazoa, Chordata, Aves, Passeriformes, Tyrannidae. Gene Ontology annotation, biological process: regulation of transcription by RNA polymerase II; cell differentiation; anatomical structure morphogenesis.
GCUCCCCCGCCGCCGCGCCAUGACCCUGAGCUCGGAGAUGUCCGAGGCGUCGGCGCUGGCUGAGGAGACCGACAUCGAUGUGGUGGGCGAGGAGGACGACGAGGAGGACGACGAGGAGCCGCAGACCCGCAGUCGCCGCCGCUCCUACGCCGAGGAGGAGGAGGAGGAGGAGGAGGAGGAAGAAGACGAGGAGGAUGUGGGCGACCUCCACGACGCCGCCCUGCUGCCGCGGUCGUCCGUGUGCGACGGAGGCGGAGGUGGUGGUGGCGGCGGCGGCGGCGAGGCGGGCGGCGGGGACGGUGCUGGCGGCUCUUGGUCCCCCUCGCGGGGUGGCCCCCAGAAGGCGACGGCGAGCGGCGGUGGGGCGGGCAGCGGCGGCAGCGGCGGCGGGGCGGGUGGCGGCGGCAAGAACAGCCUGGUGAAGCCGCCCUACUCCUACAUCGCCCUCAUCACCAUGGCCAUCCUGCAGAGCCCCAAGAAGAGGCUGACGCUCAGUGAGAUCUGCGAGUUCAUCAGCGGGCGCUUCCCCUACUACCGAGAGAAGUUCCCCGCCUGGCAGAACAGCAUCCGCCACAACCUCUCCCUAAACGACUGCUUCGUCAAGAUUCCCCGGGAGCCCGGCAAUCCUGGCAAGGGCAACUACUGGACGCUGGACCCCGAAUCUGCCGACAUGUUCGACAACGGGAGCUUCUUGCGCCGCCGAAAGCGCUUCAAGCGGCAGCAGCUCCCGGCGCCCGAGCUUCUGCUGCGCGCCGUGGACCCCGCCGCCUUCCUCCCGCAGCCCCCGCCACAGCCUCCGCAGCAGCCACCCUGCACCUACGGACCCUACGGCUGCGGCUACGGUCUCCAGCUCCAGCCCUACCUUCCCCACUCCACUCUCUUCGCCUUCCACCACCCCUCCCCGCCGCCCCGCCAGCCCCCCGCCGCCCCUGGCAGCGCCCCUGGUGCGGCGCUGCCCCCCGCCGCCGCGCCGCCGGGCCCCUUGCUGCCGGCGGCGGAGCUGGUACGGACGCCCUUCGGCUACGCGCACCCGCUGGGCCCGGCGCUGGAGGCCUCGCUGCACUCCGCCAAGCCCGGCAGCGGCGCAGCGCUGGCCCGCUCGCCCUUCUCCAUCGAGAGCAUCAUCGGGGGGGGGCCCGGCCCCGGCGCGGGCAGCAGCUGCGCCUCGCAGUCUGCCGCGGCGCCGGGGCUGGCCCGCUCGCUGGGGAGCGCCGGGGGCGGCCUGCCCCCCGCCGCCGCCCUGCCCGCCGUCCCCGGCUUCGCGGCACGGAUCUCUAACUGUUAA